AAAAAAAAAAAAAAAAAAACCAAAAACGACUGAAAUAGGAAGGAUAUUUAUUGAUUGAAUUAAUAAUGUAGAAGUAUGAAGAAGUAGUAAUACAGACUCAUUAAUAAAGCACUAAACGAAAAUUAGAUUAAAUACAUAGAUAGAGGGUGGCAAUUGACAUUUGAUUAGAGAAUUGCCAUUUAGUGCUUGUGGUGUUUCUUGUGUUGUUUCUUGUUGUGUUUCUUAUGAUGUUUAUCAUCCUCGUCAUCGUCAUGCUUGUGGUGUUUUUUAUGGUGCUUAUCAUCCUUGUCAUCAUCGUCAUGCUUGUGAUGCUUCUUAGAAUGCUUAUCUUCCUUGUCAUCAUCGUCAUGUUUGUGGUGCUUCUUAGAAUGCUUAUCAUCCUUGUCAUCAUCGUCAUGCUUGUGAUGUUUCUUAUGGUGCUUAUCCUUCUCGUCGUCAUCAUCAUGCUUGUGAUGCUUCUUAGAAUGCUUAUCAUCCUUGUCAUCAUCGUCAUGCUUGUGAUGUUUCUUAUGGUGCUUAUCGACCUUGUCAUCAUCGUCAUGUUUGUGGUGCUUCUUAGAAUGCUUAUCAUCCUUGUCAUCAUCGUCAUGCUUGUGAUGUUUCUUAUGGUGCUUAUCCUUCUCGUCAUCAUCGUCAUGCUUGUGGUGCUUCUUAAGUUUGUGGUGCUUGUCAUCUUUAUUCUUGGAGUCCUUAUCACCCUUACCCUUGACAUCCUUGUCAUUCUUAUCCUUGGAGUCCUUGCCAUCCUUAUCCUUGGAGUCCUUAUCACCCUUACCCUUGGAGUCCUUGUCAUCCUUGUCAUCCUUAUCCUUGGAGUCCUUGCCAUCCUUAUCCUUAGAGUCCUUAUCACCCUUACCCUUGACAUCCUUGUCAUCCUUAUCCUUGGAGUCCUUAUCAUCCUUAUCCUUGGAGUCCUUAUUAUCCUUAUCCUUGGAGUCUUUGUUAUCCUUAUCCUUGGAGCCCUUAUCAUCCUUAUCCUUGGAGUCCUUAUCAUCCUUAUUCUUGGAGUCUUUGUCAUCCUUAUCCUUGGAGUCCUUGUCAUCCUUAUCCUUGGAGUCCUUGUCAUCCUUGUCAUCCUUAUUCUUGGAGUCCUUAUCAUCCUUAUCCUUGGAGUCCUUAUCAUCCUUAUUCUUGGAGUCUUUGUCAUCCUUAUCUUUGGAGUCCUUGUCAUCCUUAUCCUUGGAGUCCUUGUCAUCCUUGUCAUCCUUAUCCUUGGAGUCCUUAUCAUCCUUAUCCUUGGAGUCUUUGUCAUCCUUAUCCUUGGAGUCUUUGUCAUCCUUAUCCUUGGAGUCCUUAUCGUCCUUAUCCUUGGAGUCCUUGUCAUCCUUAUCCUUGGAGUCCUUGUCAUCCUUAUCCUUGGAGUCCUUAUCAUCCUUAUCCUUGGAGUCUUUGUCAUCCUUAUCCUUGUUGUCAUCACCAUUAUCGGUAGGAUUCUUGACAUCCUUAUCCUUGGAGUCAUCACCAUUAUCGGUAGGAUUCUUGACAUCCUUAUCCUUAGAAUCACCAUCCUUAUCCUUGGAGUCCUUAUCGUCCUUAUCCUUGGAGUCCUUGUCAUCCUUAUCCUUGGAGUCCUUGUCAUCCUUAUCCUUGGAGUCCUUGUCAUCCUUAUCCUUGGAGUCCUUAUCGUCCUUAUCCUUGGAGUCCUUGUCAUCCUUAUCCUUGGAGUCCUUGUCAUCCUUAUCCUUGGAGUCCUUGUCAUCCUUAUCCUUGGAGUCAUCACCAUUAUCGGUAGGAUUCUUGACAUCCUGAUCCUUGGAAUCACCAUCCUUAUCAGCAGGAUUCUUCAGAUCUUUAUCCUUGGAGUCAUCAUCCUUAUCAUCCUUAUCAUCAUUCUUUUCGUCAUCCUUCUUUUCUGAAGUUUCAGUAGGAUGUGGAAUGGGAACAACAGUAGUAGGGGUGGCAACCACAUCAGUAGAAGUAGAGACAGUAGUAGGAGUAGCAACUACAUCAAUAUCGGUUGACGUAGAGGCAGCAGGAGUUAUAGGAGCAGCAGAGGAGAGUGCAACAAGAGCGGCACCAGCAACGGCGGACAGCAGAAGUGUACCACGCAUAUUGAUGACCUAUUUUAAUAGUUCGUGGUAGAGGUAGGAAGAGAAAUGCCUGUUGGAGGAAUGGCAUACCCCUCUUCUAUAUUGUUUGAUAUUUAUAUGAAUUGCUUGGCGGUAAAUCUUAACUUUUGUUCAGGUAAGACACGGUUCAAAGGAACUCUUAUAGGGC
Molecule: messenger RNA, 2217 nt
Organism: Mycotypha africana
Lineage: Eukaryota; Fungi; Mucoromycota; Mucoromycetes; Mucorales; Mycotyphaceae
Exons: 2
Coding region: 225-1856 (543 amino acids)
Biological process (GO): transmembrane transport
Cellular component (GO): membrane
Molecular function (GO): transmembrane transporter activity
Source: RefSeq, a predicted model, not a curated record